Molecule: messenger RNA, 1417 nt
Organism: Carassius auratus (goldfish)
Lineage: Eukaryota; Metazoa; Chordata; Actinopteri; Cypriniformes; Cyprinidae
Product: pejvakin-like
Exons: 6
Coding region: 1-1065 (354 amino acids)
Biological process (GO): programmed cell death
Cellular component (GO): cytoplasm
Source: RefSeq, a predicted model, not a curated record
AUGUUUGCGGCAGCAACUAAAAACUUUGUGAAGCAGGUGGGGAACACUGGACGCCUAGUCCCUGUGCCCAGCCUAAGUGAAGCGGACCGAUAUCAACCCCUCAGUCUGGUGACGAGGAAAAGAAGACGACAUUUCUGGAAGAAGACCAAAUAUGCCACAACCCCUUUCUCACUGAAAGACAUACUCGUGGGAGAGAAAGAGAUCACAGCAGGUGUCUCCUCAUAUCAGCUCCUGAACUAUGAGGACAAGUCUGAUGUUGCCCUAAAUGGGCGUUUGGGUAACCAUCUGAUCCACGAGGUGGGGGUAAACGUGAGUGGUUCAGAUUCUGUGGCAGUAAAGGCUUCAUUUGGAAUUGUGACCAAACAUGAGGUGGAGGUUCCAACAUUACUGAGGGAACUCAAUGCGAGAAAAGUUGACCUGGAUCACUGUUUGAUCCGUCAGUCCAAAGAGAGUGGACGGACUGUCCUGUGUGUUGUGAUGGAGAGUAUCCGCACCACGCGCCAGUGCUCCCUCACCGUCCACGCUGGAGUGCGAGGAACUACCAUGAGGUUCCAGAUAGAUGAUGGUCGAAACCCUAAAGGUCGAGAUAAAGCCAUUGUAAUUCCAGCCCACACGACCAUAGCAUUCAGUGUGCUGGAGCUUUAUGUGCGUCUUGAUGGACGUCUAGACAUAUGUGUGGCUCCAGAGUCAGUAGGAGGGUUUGAGAGGGAACAGAUCCGUGACUAUUCCACAUUUAACUUGAUUUGUCACUCUGUGCUUGCUGUAGAUGACAGGACGUUUGAGGAGCUCACUCACUCUGAUAUGUACAUGGAUGAUGUGACGGACUACUAUGAGAAGGCUGCCAGCAUGACGGACCUGUCCACGGCCUACCUGCAGGAUGAGAAGCACACACGUGUAAAUCUGCUCAACCAUAACAUACCUAAAGGACUGUGUGCCUUGUGUGGGAUGGGCCACCAGAGACGUGAGACUGUCUACGGCUGCCUGGAGUGUUCUUCAGGGGGAAACAAAUAUGUCCGUCUCCACGCUGUACCAUGUUUUGACCUCUGGCAUAAAACUUUAAGGUGAGAAAUGGCCUGGAAGAACUCCCAGGGUGAUUAUCAUGCAAAUGUUGUGCAACAUGACCACAAGAUGAAAAAGCCCCGGCUUUCAUUUUGGCAAAAACACAUUUUAUGAAAGCAAGAAUGUACUUUGCACAUUGUUAGUAGAACUGACAUUGUAAAACAGAUGAUUUCAACAAAUUCUAAAACAUCUGACCUCAAUCUGAUUAUUACCAUAAGAAAUUGUUUAGUGAUUGAUAUAUAAUGUUUCCUUCUUUUCUCAGCUUGUUUGAGAGGACAUUAUUAUAACCCCUAGUAUCAUAGUUGUUAAAUAAUAAUUAUUAUCUAGUAUCUACUUUACUGGCCAAAACUUUGGAAUA